Molecule: messenger RNA, 1644 nt
Organism: Mangifera indica (mango)
Lineage: Eukaryota; Viridiplantae; Streptophyta; Magnoliopsida; Sapindales; Anacardiaceae
Product: hydroxyproline O-galactosyltransferase HPGT1
Exons: 12
Coding region: 197-1225 (342 amino acids)
Cellular component (GO): Golgi membrane
Molecular function (GO): hexosyltransferase activity
Source: RefSeq, a predicted model, not a curated record
UCUGAUGAAGCAACAUUGAAAUUUAGGAGACUUACCAAAAAGGAUCUCCAUUAACACCCUUUAAACAAGUAACAGAUCUUAUUUUCACACUUUGAACAGCAAACCCAUGUAAAAGAUCCAUCAGAAGUUUCAUAUAUUGUUUAGAUUGUUGGAUCCAUUGGGAAAAAUUCUAGCUUUGUUAAGGAAAUUGACUAGCAUGCUGAGCAAGGGAUCUAGUAACAGGCUAUCGAGUAUGGUGGUUAAGACCCCAAUUUCAUCUCUUUUGUUCUCCAUGUUUGCUACUUUAGCUUCCAUUUAUGUUGCCGGCAGAUUGUGGCAAGAUGCUCAGAACAGGGUUGGUAUGAUAAAAGAGCUUGAUAGAAUCACUGGGCAGGGGCAAUCUGCAAUAUCGGUGGAUGAUACUCUGAAAAUCAUAGCUUGCAGGGAGCAAAAAAAGAAGUUAACAGAACUUGAGAGGCAGUUGGCAACAGCUAAACAAGAGGGUUUUGUUUCAAAGAGUUCUAUAGAUACUGCUGAUAAUUGUAUAAAGAAGAGACCAUUAGUUGUCAUAGGAAUACUAACAAAGUUUGGCCGAAGAAAGAAUAGAGAUGCGAUUCGUAAAGCAUGGAUGGCAACCGGUACAGCUAUGAAAAAACUGGAGAAAGAGAAGGGGAUAAUUGCACGAUUUGUAAUUGGAAGAAGUGGCAAUCCUGGGAACAGUUUGGACAAGGAGAUAGACAGCGAGCAUAAACAGACCAAUGACUUCAUCAUCCUUGAAAACCAUGUGGAGGCACCUCAGGAUGUUCCGAAGAAGGCUAAAUUGUUCUUUGCUUACGCUGCAGAUAAGUGGGAUGCUGAUUUUUAUGCUAAAGUCAAUGAUGAUAUUUAUGUGAAUAUUGAUGCUUUGGGAGCUACACUUGCUACUUAUGUUGACAAGCCUCGUGCUUAUAUUGGGUGUAUGAAAUCUGGCGAAGUCUUCUCUGAGCAAGGCCAUAAAUGGUAUGAGCCAGAUUGGUGGAAGUUCGGUGAUAAGAAACUAUACUUCCGCCAUGCAUCAGGGGAAAUGUUUGUCAUAUCACAAGCUUUGGCUAAAUUUAUUUCCAUCAAUAGAUCUAUACUUCGCAGCUAUGCCCAUGAUGAUAUCAGUGCUGGAUCCUGGUUUCUUGGGCUUGAUGUCAAACACAUUGAUGAAUCAAAGUUUUGCUGCUCAUCUUGGUCAUCAGGAGCUAUUUGUGCCGGAGUUUGAUCUGAUUUCGGUUCUACCUCAGAAGCAAAUUUAGCACCUGGUACCUACUUAGUUUUAAGGAGAUUAUUUCAACUCUUAACAGGUUGCAAUCUGCUUGACAAAGAAAAAACUGCUGUUUGGACCUUGUACCUGUUGGAAGUUGAUUCGGUUUCCUUCUAAACACACAUUUACAUGGAGAGAAUAAACCAAAUAAUCAUUGAGUAGGUAACUUGGCGCAGAUCUUUCGAAAUAUGAAGAACUAUAGGGAUUAUUUUCUGGGAACUUGGUGUAUCUUCUGAUGUGGAUGGUUCAUUCUACAAAAUAUAGAAAUAUGAUUCUUUAAUGUGUUAUUGUUACAUUUAGAGAGAUUGAUGAUACCUACAUGUCGGUUGCUAGAUCAUUUCUUGCAUUAAAUGAUUUAAAUAUGGUUUAUCUUUUAA